Molecule: messenger RNA, 1746 nt
Organism: Malassezia restricta
Lineage: Eukaryota; Fungi; Basidiomycota; Malasseziomycetes; Malasseziales; Malasseziaceae
Product: hexosyltransferase
Exons: 1
Coding region: 1-1746 (581 amino acids)
Cellular component (GO): membrane
Molecular function (GO): hexosyltransferase activity
Source: RefSeq, a predicted model, not a curated record
AUGACUGGCAUAAGAUCCACGCGAGAGCAGCUCUCGCUGAUAGACGACGCGUACAGCGUCGCUGGUGAAGCUGUGUACACGUCAGACCCUGAUGACCAACUGCCGUCGUUGGACGGCUAUCAACUUCCGCCCUCCUUCAAAGCACGUAAGCGGCAAAGUACCUCCAUAACGCGGCACUAUCUGACGUCGUCAUUAUGGCAUGCUUUUGACUGCACUGGCCCUUUUUUGUGGCCUCAGAAAUUGUACAUAUGGAUUUCUGCACACGCAUUGUGUGAACCUCUCAUAUGUUCGUGCGCAGCGGCGUUGUCAUCAUUCAUCUUGGUGCUUUGCAUUGCCCUGGUCGUGUCGUGCGUGCGCCACAUCCAAGACCCUGAUAAGGCAUUGAUGCCGUGGCGCCAGAUGUGUGCAAGCCAGCCAGCAUUCUUGAACAGCGCAGUCGAUCAUCUAGAUCCUGUCGAUUUUCUCAUUGGCGUGAUGAGCGUGGACCAUUUGGCUGAGCGCCGCAAUGUCAUUCGGAACACGUACGUGCGCCACACGCUACCUCUUCAUGCACAGACAGGGCGCCCACUAAGCCAGGCUCAAGUCAAGUUUGUCCUGGGACGCCCUCGCAAGGAGUAUGAACAUGCUAUUGCGAUGGAAAUGGAAAUGUACAAUGACCUCAUCGUGCUGGAUAUAAAAGAGUCGCAGUGGAGCGACAAAACCCUCGGCUUUCUACGCUGGGCCGCCGAAAACGCCACCGUCCCCGUGCUCGUGCCAUCUUCGUCGCCUUCGGCCGUACACAUCGGCCACAAGACCUACGAAGUGCGUCAAAAAUUCGUGAAUUAUGUUCUGAAAGCCGAUGACGAUGCGUUUAUCGUUCUCGAGGAGCUGGAGCGCCGGCUCCGUGCUAUUCCGCGCCAGCUCUCGCAUUGGGGCUACAAAAUUGCUGACUGGUUCAUGGGCGGCGAGCUGUAUGCGCUAUCGCACGACCUCGUGCAGUUCAUUGCCGCCUCUCCUGAGAUCAGUAAGUGGCCCGCGCUCAAGGAGGAUGAACAAGUGCCCAGGUGGCUUGCGCUGCAUCCCCGCGCCAGCGAUAUCGUGUGGACGACAGAGCACUGUUGGAUCUACGAUCAUCCACGCGCCAAGACGCCAUACGCGCACGGUUUCCUGUUCCCGCAGCAUGUCGAAACGAUCAGGCGCGAGUAUGCGCAGGGCUUAUCGCCUGAUGAGCUCUCUCGACGAGGCGGGCCGCGAAAGGCAGACGCCUACUCGACCACGACGCGGUGGGGACAGGCAUACACGCCUCCAUCUCCAGGGCUGACCCCCGAAGAGUCGGUCGAGGCCCUCGUCGAGGGUGGCGGGCGCUGGCGGGACCAGUGGCAUCGACAGGCACAUGAGCCUGAUGCACCGCUCGAUGUGCCGCGCCGCACGGUAUGGCCUGGCAAUGCUACGCAUGACCUGCAGCCGACGUAUGAGCCAGAAGCGGGACUGGCUGUGGUGGAGCGGGAGCCCAGCAUCGGAGCGCAGCGCCAUGAGGCAGGCACGUUUCCGGUAUGGGGCCCGCCGCUGCGUGCGUAUUCACAUCAGCUGUAUAACGAGCGGUAUGUGAACGGCACGCUAGGCGGCACGGUCGCGGUGCAUUUUCUCAAGCAAAAUGCAUGGUUUUACGAGACAGCUUUAGCCCUGAUCGGGUCGCAGCGGACAUGGGCGCUCGGCGGCGCUGCCACCGAGUGGCGCAUGCAUGAGAGUCCGGUACGGAUUCGGUAG